AUGACGAGCAGCAUCAAAUCUGUUUCUAGCGUCUUUCAUGACUUCUUUCUAUCCGCAAAGAAUUUAACCUCAAUAAAGUUAGGCUUUCGGGCCAAUAUGCCUCUCGAUCUCUCGCUAGAACUCAUUUUCCACCGCCUACAGUGGAAAAGACUGCGGGCUCUCAGCAUUCAAGGUUGGCGCCUUGAUUCGGAAGAGGUUGUCUCCCUGAUCCGCCGACAUAGGAGACAACUCCGUGAUAUCGCAUUGGUUGGCGUCUACCUUCGCAAUGGAGGCCGAUGGCGGGAUAUCCUGUCCGUCCUGCACGACGAAAUGGACCAAGUAGAACGUAUAGAUUUACGAGACAUCGACUACGCAGACCAUUUGGAUUUGGACUCACCAGAUACCAAUGGUUAUGCCAGUACUUCCAGCACAUCGGUCCUCUCCGUCGUCCCAGAACCUACACUCGCCCUACCCCCUUAUCAUGCAAGUUUCAAUGCUGAUUACCCGUUUUUCUCUCCCUGCGGAAGCACCCGGCGUUCGUUUUCGGAGACAACUCUGGAGCGGUUGAGAGCACUCACUGCGGAUGACCUAGGUGAUAAUGGAUUGAGUGUGAGGCGCGAGCAGAGGUUGCUCUGGGAGGCGUGGGUACUCUCCAGCCCCGGAAACAUGUUACGAGGCCGGCAAUAG
This is a messenger RNA of Aspergillus oryzae RIB40, 666 nucleotides long. RefSeq names its product F-box domain protein. The record is from RefSeq and is a predicted model, not a curated record. Bases 1 to 666 code for a protein of 221 amino acids. The transcript has a single exon. Lineage: Eukaryota; Fungi; Ascomycota; Eurotiomycetes; Eurotiales; Aspergillaceae.